AUGCGUGAAAAACAGUCAAUCGACGAUGCGCUCAGAACGCAUUGUGGCAUUGUCGCCAAGCAUUAUUUUGUCACUGCUAUUACCGAAGAAGGCGCCACCAUGACCUUUGCCAACCCUACCACUGGACGCGGCAUGACCGACACCACGAUACGCCAAUUCUUUGAUGCCACCAAAUACCGCCAGGUCAUGGCCCGCAUUGAUUCAGGCGCUGAUCCUAUACUGGACGAUUACAAUCUUGAAGACGGCUUCUACGGUCGUCCCGCUGCGCUCGGCCGCAGUCGAAUGGACCGUCGCCGCAACUCUGCAUUCGGAGAAUGGAGUGGCAGUCCUGUUCGUCAAGGCCGCAAGCGCGUCAGAGGAGCACGGGCUAUCAAUGAUGAGGACGAUCUUCCCAUGACUGUUUCAUCUCGCAGGUGCAUCAAGAUUGGCGACUCGGCUGCUGUGUGGAGCUUUUACGAACAGCGCUUCAAGAACUGCCAGCAGACGGCCUGCAAACUCAUUGCCAAGGCUUGGGUCAAGGCCGUGGAGCCCAAGAAGCAAUCAACGCAUCCUUACACUGGUAGCGAUGAAAAGGCACCAGGAUGGUGGCCGAAAGCGUGGGGUCCCACAAAGGACGACAAGGUCCGCCAUAAAGAGCCCGAUCAUUUAUACAAGCGAGAGCGUGUCCACCUUCUCGCCCACAUCCUCAGGCUGGUUGUAGAACCCAACCACAAGCAGCAUACUGAGAUUCAGAAGCUUGGCCUGAAUGUGAAGAAGCUUGAUGAAACCACGAAUGAGGCGCUGUCAUCCUUCUUCAUGGACAACGAGGCAAAUGCCAAGAAGAAGCCGUUUCUUACUGAAAUCUUCAAGGUAGCUCGGCUGGAGGAACGGUACAAGAAUGGCGAAAUCGAUGGCACAACUGAAGUCUAUGUCAUGGCAGAAGACAAGAUGCCAGAGAGCUACGCUUCAGACCCUGAGGAUGCUGGCUUUAUCAAGGACGAAGAGGAUCAUGAUGUAUCCAGAUCCAAACCUCCGGUUUCUCAGGGCUUGCCGCACCCAGUAUCGGAGCCCAGCUCUGCCACGAGCAUCCGUGGACCAGCCUUCAUCAAUGACCUAACGACACGGGCCAGUACAUUCCCCCAGUCAAUGAUUUCGGAGAUUCCCUCACAGCAGCAUACAUUUGUCGAGGGUAGCUCACUCUCUGUCCACAGCGGCCAAGCCGUACCCACCGCUACCACCGCAGCUGCAGCUGCUACUGGCAACCUUACCCUUGAUCUGGUUGCCACCUCUCACGAUGCCAGCCGGCGACCAUCGGUGUUUAGCGACUACGCCAGCCCAGGAGGGAACCUGUACUCCCAGCAGUGGCCACAGGCCUCGGCAGCCACCAGUGGAUCAUCCAUGUACCAGUAUAGUCAGCAGCCAACGGCUGCGCAACCAGCAACAUUUGUGAGCUCUGGGGUGCCCAUCACACCUGGUCAGAGUUUCAUGCCGAGCUCUUUUGAUGCGCCGCAUCGCAGUGAAUACGACCCAAACGGCAACACGAUUUUCAGAUCGGGAGACCUGUCACAAACACCUCCCGUUAGCCAACAGCAAGGCUACAAUUACGCAAUGUCCAAUGAUGCGCGUGGAAUGAGAGUCAUGGCCCAAGUUGUGGAUCCCGCUGGACAUCGCCCUUCCUUACAGUAAAGGAAAGAGGGAGAGCGAGAGCGCAAUGGGUCAGUGGUAUCAGCAGGCUGCAGGCUGCAGGAGAGCGAGCCUGUGAAGCCUAGCUUAUGCGUAUAAUGCUACGUACAGGGGCCUGGUCUCGGCAAUACAGAGCGCGGUACGCACUGGAACGCAUAUUGACCAAUAAUUGUGAUUUGAUCUUUUAUUCUAUCCUAUUUCCUUCAUUUCCUUUCUUCCCAUAUUUGCUUGUUAUCGAGUCGGUCUAUCCUGGCGUUCAAUGAACUUUUCAGCUGCCUGUGGGGGAGGAUUCCUCUUUGACGAAAUUGAUGUCGUGGGCGAUACAGGCGGACUUUGCUUAUGCUUUAUUCCUGGAGGCUUCUUUUUCCUUUCUUUCCGCCAAUCUCCUGCAAGGACAGCGCUGUUCGGUUGAAGUGGUUUGCCAAGGGCAGUAUACAGAGCAUGGAUGGGCGGUAUGCUCUUGGCAAGACUGCCAAUUCUCUUUUUGGUCUUUGAUUUUUGUUUGGUCUAUUUUUCUGUGCGGUUGUAUGUCCUUUCAUUGAGUGGAUAUGAGCCAUUCUUGCCUCCAGUGGCAAUAUUUUCGAUGAGAUUUGUUUUUCUUUUCUUUUUGCAAUUCAUUCCAGUGUCCCAGCGAUUCACAGGGCCUCCGACAUUUAUGGCUUGGUUACUGGAACCUCUUGAAUACAUGCCCACGCCUGACGGAUAGCGAUACUUGGAGGCUUUUCUUCAGAAUUUUUUGAGGGGCUUUUUGCCCCAUCUGAACGGAGUUUGUUUCUCAUUUGUUUCUGUCGUCUAAUCAUGUCUGUGUUGGUGCAAGAUGGAAAUCUGGAGGGGGGGGGGGUUUAUAUGGAGUGGUUUAUGGGGAAUUACGUAGACUGAACAAAGCAUAGCGAACUAAGCAAGCGAUGCUAUCUUUUCUUUUUUUUUGAUCUCCCUCAUUUCUCUCUCAUUUCUCUUUCCUUUCAGUUUUCUCUUUUGGCUAUCAGUUAGUUGGCUGGCGUCUCCUUUGCAAGAAUAAUUGUCUUUAUAGGUUGAUGGGGAGAGGCUACUAAAGCGAGAACUUUCUUUUGAUACAUGGGAUAAUUAACGUUUUCUUUAGCGACUACACGCAUAAGAAGCGUAGUAAGAUAUAUGAGCAAUCUAUCACACUGUUUGUUUUGUCUAUGAAAUUGAUCUGCUUUGCUUUGCUCUUUUAUGGAGGUUAAAAGCACUGGUGAAGUAAGUGGCGAUUUGCGAGAAGCCGAAC
Molecule: messenger RNA, 2908 nt
Organism: Trichoderma atroviride IMI 206040
Lineage: Eukaryota; Fungi; Ascomycota; Sordariomycetes; Hypocreales; Hypocreaceae
Source: RefSeq, a predicted model, not a curated record